Dipodomys ordii (Ord's kangaroo rat) is the source of this 1739-nucleotide messenger RNA. It is a transcript of the gene Oaz2, whose product is annotated as ornithine decarboxylase antizyme 2. NCBI's taxonomy places the organism in Eukaryota, Metazoa, Chordata, Mammalia, Rodentia, Heteromyidae. Gene Ontology annotation, cellular component: cytoplasm; nucleus. Gene Ontology annotation, molecular function: ornithine decarboxylase inhibitor activity. The record is from RefSeq and is a predicted model, not a curated record. Gene Ontology annotation, biological process: positive regulation of protein catabolic process.
AUGCUGGAGGACCCUGGAAUCUCGCCCGACGAGGGUUCGACUGCCCCGCAGGCUGUGGAUGACAUCAAGGCUCAAACCUUAUGGAGGUCGCCAAGAGCGGAGGUGGCCUGUAGUAUUUUGCCUUUGAGUAACUGUCCCCAGCUCCAGUGCUGCAGGCACAUUGUUCCGGGGCCUCUGUGGUGCUCCGAUGCCCCUCACCCACUGUCGAAGAUCCCCGGUGGGCGAGGGGGCGGCAGGGAUCCUUCUCUCUCAGCUCUAAUAUAUAAGGACGACAAGCUCACUGUGACCCAGGACCUCCCUGUGAACGAUGGCAAACCUCACAUCGUCCACUUCCAGUAUGAGGUCACUGAGGUGAAGGUCUCUUCCUGGGAUGCAGUCCUGUCUAGCCAGAGCCUGUUUGUAGAAAUCCCGGAUGGAUUAUUAGCUGAUGGGAGCAAAGAAGGAUUGUUAGCACUGCUAGAGUUUGCUGAAGAGAAGAUGAAAGUGAACUACGUCUUCAUCUGCUUCAGGAAGGGCCGGGAAGACAGAGCUCCACUCCUGAAGACCUUCAGCUUCUUGGGCUUUGAGAUUGUGCGUCCAGGCCAUCCCUGUGUCCCCUCUCGGCCAGAUGUGAUGUUCAUGGUUUACUCCCUGGACCAGAACUUGUCCGAUGAGGACUGAUGGUCAUAGAGGAUGCUUUGCCCAAGAGCCACAGUGGGGGGCGAGGGGGAGUUAGGCGGCCAUGGGACAGAGGAGAGGGGUUCUCGCUGUCUAGGCAAGGACGCAGAAAGGCUCAGGCUGAGGGUUGCCUCUUGUGUUCUUGGAGUUGACUCGUUGACAUUGUUUUCCAUAAAGAACAGUAUAAACAUAUUAUUCACAUGUAAUCACCAAUAGUAAAUGAAGAUGUUUAUGAACUGGCAUUAGAAGCUUUUUAAAUUGCGCUGUGUGACGUGCUCUAUCUAGCCUAGGGGAGGACUUUGCCGAGAGGGGGAGGGAUCGUCUGCGUCCAGGGCCGAGGCCUGGAGGGCUGGUGGGCAGUUCCAGCAGGCCCAGGCUUCCCUGUUGUUGGACUUUCAUUUUGGAUUUUUAAGACUUCAUAUUUUCUUCCUUUGCUUCCUGUUACCCAGGGGCUCCUGGGCAGUAUCCUCGGGUUAGUUUUUUGACACUCUACUUGGGCUUCUCUGUGUGCAUUUGUGUCUGGCCUGUCGUAUGCAGGUCUGACCCCUUCCUUCUUUACAGCUUAGUGUUAUUCUAGCAUUUGGUUAAGCUGGCUUAAUCUGUUUAAUGUUGCCAGUGCAUUUGAAAUGGGGCACUGACGUUCACUCCCACUAGCAGGGCUUUUUUUUUUUUUUUUUUGGGGGGGGGGUGCCUGAGCCUUACGGAAAGCCAAAUUCCACUUCUCAGAUGACCGCGAAGGGUUCUUGUUCCUGAGGCCCAGGCCCUGAGGGCUCUUUCCUAAAGUUAUCAAGAGUAAGGAGGGAGAAACCACGAGGGAAUCUAUUCUUAGAGGCCAGAUGCCUCUAGCUGACCGAGCGUAGUGCUCACUGCCUCCCCAGACAGGUCUGAGCAGUGCCUGGGACCCUCUUUGCAGGGCCUUAGAGGUAGGUUUUGGGGGUGGAAGUGGCCUUGCCUUUUCUGUUUUCUCUGAACAACUGCUGUAAGGGGAGAAGAACAGGGGAAGAGAUGGAGAUUGGGUGAAGGGAGCGGGGUGUCAGGCAAGUGUGUUAUGUUAUUGUGUCAAUAAACUGAUUUAAAGUUGU